Messenger RNA from Oreochromis niloticus (Nile tilapia), 1027 nucleotides. Its product is annotated as piggyBac transposable element-derived protein 4. The transcript is spliced from 2 exons. Lineage: Eukaryota; Metazoa; Chordata; Actinopteri; Cichliformes; Cichlidae. The record is from RefSeq and is a predicted model, not a curated record. Bases 36 to 998 code for a protein of 320 amino acids.
ACGAACUACAAAAGUACCUGGGCUUGUUACUUUACAUGGCAGUCUGCAAUUUCCCAAAAAUGGUAGACUUUUGGAGGAGAAACACAAUUUUUCACGUUCCUUUUCCUGCCACGGUUAUGUCCAGAGACCGGUUUCUGGCCAUCGCUUCUAACCUUAAUAUCAGUGAUCCAGAAGAUAAUGUGGCCAAUGAAAAAAAAAAAAAACAAGGCACAGAGGACUAUGACACACUACAGUCGGUCAGACCCCUCCUUGAAAUGAUGAGAUAUCAUUGCAUGGGUAACUACCACCCAAAGCAGCAUAUUUCAGUUGGUGAGAGGAUGGUUACUUCAAAGGCAAGAUUAGCCAUCAAGCAAUACACGAAAGCCAAGCUCACCAAGUGGGGGCUAAAAUAUUUUGUUCUUGCUGAUGUGAAUGGCUGCACCAUAGAUUUCAUGCUGUACAUGGGGAAAUCAAAGUUGUUAUCAGGGAAAGGACUCUCUUUUGAUGAGGUUACAUCACUAGUGGACAAAGACUAUCUGGGAUUGGGUUACAUUGUCUACUGUGACAACUUCUACACUAGCCCAUCCCUCUUCCAACACUUGAAAAAGCAGGGAUUUGGGGCUUGUGGUACAUCGACAUCGGCCGACAGCUGUGACCGAAUACAAGAAAUGCAUGGCAGGAGUGGAUACAUCAGACCAGAUGCUGGGAACAAAUUCAGUCCAUCGCAAAACCAGAAGAUGGAACAUGACAGUUUUCCAGCAUCUUCUGGACAUUGCAGUUACCAACAGCUUCAUCCUUCACAAAGAGCUGUGCAUCAGCAAGCAACAGAAGCACAAGACUUGCCAGGCCUUCCAGGAGGAGCUCGCUGCACACCUCCUGGGUGUUUGCUUGGUUACCAGCCCGAGUCCCCAAGUCAAGGACAGUUUCCUGUCCCUAUGAGCACUGGAGAUAUGGGAAAGAGGCAGAGGGCAAGCAUGGGAAGGAAGCAGUGCAUUGUCUGUAAGAGAAGCACUCCUUGAAAAUGCCAGCAGUGCAAUGUAGGCCUUUG